Phialemonium atrogriseum is the source of this 1920-nucleotide messenger RNA. Its product is annotated as bicyclomycin resistance protein. Lineage: Eukaryota; Fungi; Ascomycota; Sordariomycetes; Cephalothecales; Cephalothecaceae. The record is from RefSeq and is a predicted model, not a curated record. Gene Ontology annotation, biological process: transmembrane transport. Gene Ontology annotation, cellular component: plasma membrane. Gene Ontology annotation, molecular function: transmembrane transporter activity. Bases 1 to 1920 code for a protein of 639 amino acids. The transcript is spliced from 3 exons.
AUGGCCCUAUCGCGGCCGCUGCUCCCUCCGCAGGUAGCCGUCACCAAGGUUACGAUGCGGAAGAUAAUGCCUCCGGGCACGGCGAAGGGGUGGUUGCGGUGGGUGCGGUGGGUGCCGGAGGUUUGGAACCGCAGGAUUAACCCCGGCGGCGACGAGGUCCCAAUGCCAGACCCAACCCCGGCUGCGACAUCGGCCGCGCCCGACCCGGAUGAAGCCCUCGCGCGGCAGCGGACCAUCGAGCAGGCCAUAGCAGAGGGCCACGAUGCCGAUACCCCCUCGGACGUGGGCUAUGUCCUCGACGAGGCCGGCGAGCAGAAACGGCUGCAGUCCAUCGCCGACCAGCGCCGGAAAUCCCUCACCCGCAGACGCAGUCACAGUCAAAGUCGCACAAAAGGAGGGUCGCACGACGUUGAGCGGGACGCUGGCCUGGGUAACAAGGACAAGGAGACUCCCGCUACGGCAGUGGAGGUCCAGAGCGGAGGCAGCGACGGCAAGGACGAGGAGGGCGCCUCGUCGGAGGACGAGGCGAACGUUGUCUGGUGGGACGGCCCCGACGACCCCGAGAACCCCUACAACUGGCCGACGUGGCGCAAGGUGACGAACUGCACCCUCAUCAGCGCCAUGACCUUCAUCACGCCGCUGGGCUCGAGCAUCUUCGCCCCCGGCGUCCCGCAGCUGAUGGUCGAGUUCGGCUCCCCGAGCCCCGAGCUGGCGGCCUUCGUCGUGUCCGUCUACGUCCUCGGCUUCGCCGCCGGGCCGAUGCUGGUUGCGCCGCUGAGCGAGAUCUACGGCCGCAACAUUGUGUACCACUUCUGCAACGUGUGCUUCAUCGGCUUCCUCGUCGGCUCGGCCUUGGCGCCGACGCUGGGCGCCCUGAUCGCCUUCCGGUUCCUCUCGGGCGUGUUCGGGAGCUGCCCGCUGACCAACGGGGGCGGCAGCAUUGCGGAUAUGAUCAAGCAGGAACGCCGCGGCGCCGCAAUGGCCGCGUUUAGCAUCGGACCCUUGCUCGGACCCAUCAUUGGCCCUGUGGCGGGCGGCUUCCUUGCUGACGCAAAAGGCUGGCGAUGGGUCUUCUGGGUGCUUGUCAUGGUCAGUGGCUUUUUUGCUGUCGUGAUGUUUAUCUUCGCCAGGGAAACCUUCGCACCCGUUAUACUGCAGAAAAAGGUCGACCGUCUGCGCAAGGAGACUGGCAAUGACCUUCUGCGGUCCAAGCUAGACGCCGGCCUGUCCCCGACUGACCACCUCAAGCGCGGUAUCCUCCGGCCGAUCAAGAUGCUGAUUUACAGCCCCAUAUGCAUCAUUUUUGCGCUCUACGUGGCCGUCGUGUACGGCUAUUUAUACCUCAUGUUUACCAGCAUCACCGAGGUUUUCAUGAAGAAUUACGGCUUUUCCGCCAGCAAAGUUGGCCUUGUUUACCUCGGCCUUGGCAUCGGCUCGAUGAUUGGCCUCGUCUUCUUCAGCAUCACCAGCGACCGGACACUCAAGAAAAUGGCGGCGAGGGACGGCCAAGGUAUGAAGCCGGAGUACCGCCUCUGGCCCGUCCCUAUCGGCGCGGUCAUGCUCCCCAUCGGCUUCUUCAUCUACGGCUGGACAGUCGAGUACCAUACCCACUGGAUUGUGCCGAUCAUUGGCCAUGUCCUCAUUGGCAUUGCUAACCUGCUCAUAUUCAUGGCUAUGAACAUGGCGCUCGUCGACACUUUCACCAUCUACGCCGCAUCGGCCCUGGCUGCCAACACGGUCGUGCGAUCCAUUGCCGGUGCUGUCCUUCCGCUUUGCGGGCUGAAGAUGUACGACAAGCUUGGCCUGGGUUGGGGAAACAGCCUUCUGGGCUUCAUCGCUGUAGGAAUGAUCCCCAUCGCCUUCUUGAUUAUCCGGUAUGGCGAGUUCUUGCGGACUCGGUUCCCGGUCAAGAACCUGUAG